Messenger RNA from Sorghum bicolor (sorghum), 1450 nucleotides. Its product is annotated as ribosomal RNA small subunit methyltransferase I. The coding region runs from base 95 to 1105 and encodes 336 amino acids. The transcript has 10 exons. Gene Ontology annotation, molecular function: methyltransferase activity. NCBI's taxonomy places the organism in Eukaryota, Viridiplantae, Streptophyta, Magnoliopsida, Poales, Poaceae. The record is from RefSeq and is a predicted model, not a curated record.
AAAGGGGCCAUCUCAUCGAAUCAACGGUGCCUAGUGCUCGUGUGCCAUCUCUUCGACUUGGGAGUCCCAGCGCCGCCGCGCCGCCUCCCAUCCCAUGGCGUCGCUGCUCCGCCUCCAGGCCCUCGCUCCAGCCAUGACAGUUCCCCGCCACCAUUUCCUCAUCUCCCCUCUCCGCCUCGCCUCUGCAGCCACGGCUCCGCUCGCUCGACGCCUCUCCACCGCCGUCUCCAGCAACAAGCCGGAGCCACGCGUCUCGGAACCGGAUCUGGAAUCAGGUCUGUAUCUUGUGGCAACGCCAAUUGGGAACCUUGAAGAUAUCACCUUAAGGGCACUGCGUGUCCUUAAAUGUGCUAAUGUGAUACUAUCUGAAGACACAAGGCAUUCAGGAAAGCUACUUCAACAUUACAACAUCAAAACACCUCUUCUUAGCUUCCAUAAGUUCAACGAGCGUGAGAGAGAGCCCAGUAUCUUAAGGAGGCUUCAUGAAGGCGAAGCAGUUGCACUGAUAAGUGAUGCUGGCACGCCAGGUAUUAGUGACCCUGGCAUGGAACUGGCUAGACUAUGUGCAACUGAGAAAAUCCCUGUCAUUCCCAUUCCUGGGCCUUCGGCUGCAAUUGCUGCUCUUUCUGCAUCGGGUCUGCCAUCAAAUGAAUUCACAUUUGUUGGGUUUUUACCAAAGCAUGCUCGGUCAAGAAGAGAUAGGCUUGAGAUAUCUGCUCAUGAAGCUGCUACACAAAUAUUCUAUGUUCCUCCCCAUGGCAUUCAUCAGUUUCUUGUUGAUGCUGCUUCAUCUUUUGGUGAUUCUAGGCAAUGCGUUAUUGCAAGGGAGAUAACAAAAAUACAUGAAGAGUUUUGGCGGGGAACUUUAGGUGAAGCAAAUGAAGCCUUUGCAACUCGACAACCAAAGGGAGAAAUAACAGUGCUCAUAGAGGGGAAGUUAAUUUCAGUUGACGAAUCUCCAUCAGAGGAUUUCCUUGAGCAUGAACUAAGAGAAUUGACGGCAAAGGGUUAUACUCUUUCUGCGGCGGUGAAAUUGGUCACUGAAGCCACAUCAGCAAAGAAGAAAGAUGUUUAUGCACUCGCAUUGAGGUUGUUUGGAAAAUAAGUAAAAUGCAACUUUUGAUCACAUCUGACACAGGACAGGAAUGAGAUGGAUUAUUGUUCCUCUUAUAAAAGCCUGAAGUGGAAUUUGUGCAUCGCCAUCUAAAAGAACGUCCACAAGCUGUCAAAUCCUGUGCAACUGCUACCUACUCCCUGAUGGUUGGGUCUGUUUAGAUUGGAGAUGAAAAUUUUUUGGGUGUCACAUCGGAUGUGUCGAAAGGAUGUCGGAAAGGGUUUUUAGAAACCAAUAAAAAAACAAAUUACAUAGCUCGUCACGAAACUGCAAGACAAAUCUAUUAAGCAUAAUUAAUCUAUCAUUAGCAUAUGUGGGUUACUGUAGCACUUAAGG